Botrytis sinoallii is the source of this 312-nucleotide messenger RNA. RefSeq lists its product as uncharacterized. The coding region runs from base 1 to 312 and encodes 103 amino acids. The transcript is spliced from 3 exons. The record is from RefSeq and is a predicted model, not a curated record. NCBI's taxonomy places the organism in Eukaryota, Fungi, Ascomycota, Leotiomycetes, Helotiales, Sclerotiniaceae.
AUGGUUACAUAUUUCCUCAUACCCAAAGAUUUCGUGGAAAAUAAUUCCACGGAAUUCGAACACAUAAACAGAGUAAAUGGCUCAACUUUUCAACAAUCAGCAAGCAACCUGGAUUUUGCGAGGGAAGAAUUGGAUGCUCAGCUGAGUUUGGGUAUCAGCACAAGUGAGCACAAUGUGUUCCAUGGCUAUGGGUUGAAGUGGUUCACUCAGCGAUAUUGCCGUUCUGUGGGGCUCAUUGGGAAUGCCAUGAUGAGGACACUUGAUGUCAGGAAGUCGCGAAGAAGAAUAGCAAUCUUCAAUCUUAACGGGUAG